UGUGUGAGUUUGUGAAAUUGUGUGCGUUUGUGUUGAGGUUUGCGGAGUCUGGAGCUUCGACGUCGGCCAUGGCCACUCUCGCCUUCUCCACCACCACCACUACAACCAGCAACACGGCGUUCUCGUUGCAGAAACCCCCUCCCAGCAGCAGUAGCAGCAGUAGCCAUGCAUUGGGCAGCUCGUUUCUCAGGGGAACUGUGUCGCUGCGCGUUGCUUCAGGUCGCGUGAGCGUGGUGAAAUCUUCCAGGAGCGGGCUGGCGAUUGUGGCGAACGGCAGGAAAGCGGCGAAGGUUGAGCGAGAUGAGAGUGAGGUGGACCAACGGUUUCGGUUGAACAAUUUGUCGCCGCAGCCUGGGUCUCGGCACCGGCAGAAGAGGAAAGGGCGUGGUAUCGCCGCAGGGCAGGGCGCUAGUUGUGGGUUCGGUAUGCGUGGGCAGAAGUCGAGGUCCGGGUCUGGAGUGCGGCCCGGAUUCGAAGGAGGUCAGAUGCCUUUGUACCGGAGGUUGCCGAAGUUGAGGGGAAUCGCUGGUGGCAUGGGCGCCGGUUUGCCGAAUUACGUAGCUGUGAAUUUGACCGACAUUGCUACUACAUUUCAAGAGGGCGAGGAGGUGUCCCUCGAAGCUCUGAAGGAGAGGCGCGUCUUGAACCCCUCGGGCCGGGACCGGAAGCUGCCGCUGAAGAUUCUUGGCGAUGGGGAGCUUGACUUUAAGGUAAAGAUCAAGGCCGGGGCCGUUUCCGCUGCCGCGAGGGAGAAAUUGGAGACCCUUGGAUGCGAAUUCGAAAUUUUGCCGAAGAAGAAGAAAUGGGUCUCUGUUCAGUAUUCGAAGAACCAAGCUCGUGCCGAAGCUUACUUUGCUAAGAAGAGGGGCGAGAGUGCUUAGAUAAUACCAGGUCGAUGUUCCUCUUUUACACUCUUUUUAUGUCCAAUUUUCUCCUAGUUUAGAUUUUGUAUCCAAUGUAGGAAAGAAAAUGCAUGCAGGUUUCAUUUGAGACUAGGUUUUUUUCCGCACAAUGUGAUCUAGAUUACUCUAUCUGGUCACAUUGAAAUUUAAAGGUGCACUGAGCGAGUUAAGCUGUUUCUCGUAAGCUUGUGACAGGAAGCUGCGUUGCUGUCUAUUCGUCAGUGACGGUGGUUUGAUGAUGUCUAUUCGGUGAAAUUGAGCUUAAUUUGUCGAAAAACCUUGGUUUUGAUGGACAGUGUCGCGACUGUGAUUUCAUUAAUAACUAAUAUCUGACAGGCUUGCAUGUUCAGAUUUAAAGCAGUCACAUGAAUACGUGUUUUGUGGCAUUUAGUUAGUUUAAAAAUGCGAUUCCUCGGAAUUCAUCUCUGUUUUCGAGUUU
Messenger RNA from Physcomitrium patens, 1341 nucleotides. Its product is annotated as large ribosomal subunit protein uL15c. Gene Ontology annotation, molecular function: structural constituent of ribosome. The record is from RefSeq and is a predicted model, not a curated record. Gene Ontology annotation, cellular component: cytosolic large ribosomal subunit; ribosome. Gene Ontology annotation, biological process: translation. Lineage: Eukaryota; Viridiplantae; Streptophyta; Bryopsida; Funariales; Funariaceae.